UGGAGGGGAGACGUUUGUCUCGUCCUCUCUCACCUGCCACACCACCUGCUUACCGCUCCAACUCUCGUUCUGUAUUAUUUAGAAUAUAUUUGACCAUGUCUGUUAUAAUAGAAUUUGCAGCAGAAUUGUAUGUUGAACAUUGCGUGUGGACAGUGAAUUCAUGAAAGGAUUUAUGAAUAUGUAAGAUUUGAAGAUGUGCUCUUGCCCUGGACUACGUAUAAAUUUCAAUCAGCGCACACACACACUCACUAUCCCAGUGACUUGUGUUCACUCGUACUUUAUCUAAUUUAAAUGACAUUUCUGAGCUCGUCCAUUUAGAAAAUUAAAGUUUGUAUCAAGUGAGCACCGUUGUUCCUUCAACAGUCGCGUGUUAGUUAUUUUACUGUACCAAGUUGUCAACGAAGAAUUUAUUCAUUGUUGUGAGGACGGAUUAGAGGAAGGAGGCGUUUGUUGACCAGCUGAAGGAAGGUGCCAGCUGCAGGUGAAGGUGCCAUUGUCGACAGAGGUGCCAUAAGGUCUCGGGUGCUACAAUAGAGGUGCCAUAAGGUCCCAUGUGCUACAGCAGAGGUGCCAUAAGGUCCCGGAUGCCACAAAAGAUGUGCCAUAAGGUCCCAGGUGCCAGAACAGAGAUGCCAUAAGGUCUCAGGUGCCACAAGAGAAGUACGAGUGAGAGAAUUCAUCAGUAUGAGUCUUCAAGAACGGACCGAGUUGCUGUCAGGGGAGGAAGGCAGCUCUCGCUCCUGUACCCCUACUGUGCCUCUCAGCGCUGUGGAGGACCUGGUAGAGACGGUUGUCGUACUGCGCAAGGAACCGACCACCCAUGAAAUAGGGAUCUCUGUAGUGGGCGGCGUCGACACCUACUUGGGCUGUGUGGUGGUGGAGGGGGUGGCAGAGGGCGGACCAGCGUGGUUGGAUGGUCGACUACAGCGUGGUGACAUACUGCUACAGGUGAACGACGAGUCUCUGGUGCACAGUACACGGGAGGAGGCGGUGAAGGCCCUGAGACAGUGUUCUUCCCCCGUCAGCCUGCUGGUGUUGCGUGAAGACCCUGAGCAGCUCUUCACGACCACGCAGGAACCGACCAAGUUCAUCACGGUGGAACUAAGGAAAUCAAGUGUGGCAGAGCGUCUCGGCCUUAGCUUGAUGGAGAGGAGAGACGGCAAUGGGAUAUUCGUGACCUUAGUGGAGCCCGGAAGUCUGGCUGCUCGGUACGGCCGCAUUAUGCAGGGUGACAAACUACUGGAGGUGAACGGCUCUCCUGUGGCUUAUCUCAGUCUUCACCACCUAGCCUUACACCUCAGGAGCAUGGAAGGGAGUGUGGUGGUGGUGGUAGGUCGUGUGCCCUCCCUGGCUAGGUCUGUGCAGCAGUGGGCUCGCUCCCUCCCUCCCUCUACCACCACCUCCCAGCAGCCACCAGCACGACCCAGGAUACACACCUGGUCACACUCGACACCCCAUACGAGCAGGUUAACAGAGUGUCCGUCUCCUGCCCUGGAUGACGCCAGCAGCGGAGGGUCACGGGCGUUACUGCUGGGGCGGCUGCGCGCGCACACCCACAAUGCCCGCACGCGUGCCACCAAGUUCCCGCGUCCUCCAAGCCUCAUACACAUCCUGCGGAGAUCACUACGUGCCCGCAAUACGUCCUCCUCUACCCACACUGUUAUCCGAGCCUCCUGCACUACCCAGGUGUUAAUGAGUGGUGGCAGUGCUCCAGAUUCCCCUCAACUACCAGCUCGCGUCUACAACACAGAAGUGAUCUGUACUGACGACACGGAAUCCUGCGGCUCAGAUAAACCUUUCUUGUCCGAUGUAAAAGUUACAAGCUUUUGAAAACUGAUUAAAAAUUAAUGAAGAAAAACAAACAAAUGAAUCUGAUAUUUACACAAAUAAAGAUUAUAUUUAUUCGGCUAA
Messenger RNA from Homarus americanus (American lobster), 1911 nucleotides. Its product is annotated as multiple PDZ domain protein-like. The coding region runs from base 685 to 1830 and encodes 381 amino acids. Gene Ontology annotation, molecular function: protein binding. The record is from RefSeq and is a predicted model, not a curated record. The transcript has 10 exons. Lineage: Eukaryota; Metazoa; Arthropoda; Malacostraca; Decapoda; Nephropidae.